Messenger RNA from Suillus clintonianus, 1163 nucleotides. RefSeq names its product thioredoxin-like protein. Bases 210 to 1001 code for a protein of 263 amino acids. Gene Ontology annotation, cellular component: endoplasmic reticulum lumen. Lineage: Eukaryota; Fungi; Basidiomycota; Agaricomycetes; Boletales; Suillaceae. Gene Ontology annotation, molecular function: protein-disulfide reductase activity; protein disulfide isomerase activity. The record is from RefSeq and is a predicted model, not a curated record. The transcript is spliced from 6 exons. Gene Ontology annotation, biological process: response to endoplasmic reticulum stress.
GGGAAUUGUGGCAUGUGCUGGCACGUGAUGGUGGGAGACUGUGGGUGCCCCGUGAACGCCACGUCAGUUGUUUUCCCGAAUCCCGACGCAGCGCGUUAUGGCACAUUUAGCAGUAACAUAAUAACUAACAUCCACGCUCUACUUCGACUCGAUAUACCCUCUGGCGGGCUCGUCUGCUCGUUUAUUUGUUAGCAUCGGCCUAUUUCGCAAUGCUUAUAUUUUAUCUAGCUACCCUCCUGGCGCUAUUGCCCGCAAUAGUCUCUGCAGCUAUAUUUCCUCCUGACACCAAGGUAAAGAUGCUGGACCCAAAAGGUUUUCGUAGGGCUAUGAGGAGUAAUAGGACGAGCGUAGUGGCGUUUGUUGCCCCGUGGUGCGGGCACUGCCAACGGAUGGUUCCCGAGUACAGCAAGGCUGCCGAGAACUUGAGCCCACUCAUCCCAUUUUAUGCAGUAGAUUGUGAUGCCGAGAUGAACAAGCGUUUGUGCGGAGAACAGGGUGUCCAAGGGUUUCCAACACUCAAAGUCUUCCCUCGUGGAAGCCAAGCUCCACCUGAGUCGUAUGACUCCGGCGAACGUACUUCUGGCAAGUUCAUCCGCUGGGCAUCGCGCUCCGUGCCCAACAAUGUACAAUCCCUCCCGCACAUCCACAGCAUCCCAGCGUGGUUGGACAAGACAAGCGACCUCCCACGUGUCAUUCUCUUGAAUAAGGACAAGAAGUUUCCGCUGCUCUGGCAGGUCUUUGCGAAUAAUUACAGGAAGAAGAUGGCGUUUGGCCAUCAUACAGAUCCAGAUGGCGCGUUUGCGGCAUCGUUGGGGUUCCCAGCGACUGUCGAGGGAAAGACGUCAAAGGUCAUUGUGUAUCCACCAGGGUCCAGCGUUGCGGUCUUGUAUGAAGGGAUGACAAAGUAUGACCCGUUGACAAAGUUCUUUAGGUCCAUAUUGGAUGGGUCAGCAGACUUCCUCCAAACAUCAUCGGAGCAAUCUGUCAGGGAUGAACUGUAAUUAACUUGGAUCAACUGAAAAGUGAUUGACAUCUUCUACUCCAACGUGUUUGAAGUCACCCGCGGACAUGUCACCAAUCUCACACGGUGCUCGCCAAGGGUCGGCAUUCUCGUACUUUGGUCAGUUUUUUGAUGGGAGGGGAAGCCAUAUAUCGCGUGCUCA